This is a messenger RNA of Toxotes jaculatrix (banded archerfish), 1727 nucleotides long. RefSeq names its product tetraspanin 36 (gene tspan36). The transcript has 7 exons. NCBI's taxonomy places the organism in Eukaryota, Metazoa, Chordata, Actinopteri, Toxotidae. The record is from RefSeq and is a predicted model, not a curated record. The coding region runs from base 150 to 884 and encodes 244 amino acids. Gene Ontology annotation, biological process: protein maturation; protein localization to plasma membrane; regulation of vascular endothelial growth factor signaling pathway. Gene Ontology annotation, cellular component: membrane.
AGUCACUGCACUCAGACAAGAGUGAGCAAACUUGUGACCCAAGCGGCGGCGGCGUCGGCGACGGCAGCACCUCGGCGCUCUGCGGGAUAAAAACCGGAUCGCAGCGACUCCACAGUCCUCCUUCAACCGCUUCACCUCCGUCAGACAACAUGGACUGCGGGAUUUUCACGUCCAAGACCGUCCUCCUCUUCCUCAGCUUGAUAUUCUGGGCUGCAGGAGCAGGGUUGGCCUACGUUGGUGCCUAUGUGAUCAAGAGCUAUGACAACUUUGACGGUUUCAUUCAGGACAAGUAUGCGCUGGUACCAGCAAUUAUCAUCAUCGGCAUCAGCGUGGUGAUGUUUGUCUUUGGUCUGGUGGGAUGCUGCUCCACAAUCCGGGAGUCCAAAUUCGGCCUCAGCUUUUUCUUUCUCAUCAUCAUGGUGAUCUUUGCGGCUGAAGUAGCUGCUUUGGUAUUUAGCUUCAUCUACCAAGGCAAGAUAAGCGGAGACCUGGAGCGCUCUAUGAAUGAUACGUUUGCAAAGUAUGAUGGGCAGAGCACUGAGACCAAAGGUGUGGACUACCUGCAGACUCAGUUGCAGUGCUGUGGAAUUAAGAAUUACACCAGCUGGUCCAGCACAACCUGGUUUUCCAGCCACAACAACACAGUGCCUCUGUCUUGCUGUAAAAACAGCACACAGUGCACUGGUAGACUGGAUCAACCAGAUCAGCUCAACGUAGAGGGUUGUGAGGCCAAGCUGCUGAGCUUCCUACAGAGUGUGUGGGGUUAUGCCAUGCUGGUUAUUCUGGGCUUCGCCAUCAUCAAGUUCUUUGGGAUGCUGAGCGUAUGUGUGAUCACCUGUAAAAGUGGCAGCCGGAGGAGUGGCUACCAGCCUCUCUAUGCCUGAAACACUUCCUGAAAUCACCUCCCACCUCCUCAUUUUGCUCCAUGAGGUUUGCUGGCCACUUGAUAACGGCAGGCAUCCUUAUACUGCAGUGUACAGAAGCAUCCAGGUCAAACAUAUACAAAUCUAAGAUUUAUUGAAGUAAUGGUAUAUUUCAAUUUUACACAAGUGGCAAACUCAUCUCAUCAUAAUAUUUCCUCCUAAGACGACAUAAAUGUGACGUGGCUUUGAAUUUUGAGUUAUUGUCUUAAUUUUCCUCUGGAGAGUUCCUGAAGUUUCCAUUUUGGUUGAGGUGCCGAAGGUUUCUUUACUGUCACAACCCAACUAUGUCCCUCUUUGAAAAAAAAACCCUUUUUUGAGUAAUUAAAUAAUAGGAAAUGCUGAUCCCUGUUUGAUUUUGUUUGCUAGAAGACAUACUCUUCUGAAGUAGCUUUUUAUUUCUAACUCUGUAAACUUAAUGCUUCACAGGAGAGGAAAGGAGAUAGAAAACUAUUUUUGGACAUAAAGACUUCUAAUUGUAAAUCUUGCUGAGGCUUCUCACUCUGCUGCAUCAUAUAGAUAUUCUUUGAAAGAACAUUAUUCUUUUGAAUGUACUAUAGUGAAAGACUAAAAACUGUAUUUUAAGCUUUUUGUGAUUGUGAACCAAAGGGCAGCAGUUUAAUGCCUUAGUAGUAGUAGUAGUAGUAGUACUAUUUAUAGCCAACGGAAUAAAUGAAUACAGUAUAUAUAUAUAUAUAUUUUGUUGUGGUCAGUUAACUGUUCUAUGUUAAGUUACAGUUCUACACAGUUUGACUUUGGUUGUGUUUAUUAUGUUUCUAAAUUAAAAAUGUGAAUAUUUCACAAUAA